Knipowitschia caucasica is the source of this 648-nucleotide messenger RNA. The record is from the annotation of a GenBank genome assembly. Lineage: Eukaryota; Metazoa; Chordata; Actinopteri; Gobiiformes; Gobiidae.
AUGGACCACAUUACUAUUGACCACAUCACUAUGGACCACAUCACUAUGGACCACAUCACUAUGGACCACAGCACAAUGGACCACAGCACUAUGGACCGCAUCACUAUGGACCGCAUCACUAUGGACCACAGCACUAUGGACCGCAUCACUAUGGACCACAUCACUAUGGACCACAUCACUAUGGACCACUAUGGACCACAUCACUAUGGACCGCAUCACUAUGGACCACUAUGGACCGCAUCACUAUGGACCACAUCACUAUGGACCACAUCACUAUGGACCACAUCACUAUGGACCACAUCACUACGGACCACAUCACUAUGGACCACUAUGGACCGCAUCACUAUGGACCACAUCACUAUGGACCACAUCACUAUGGACCACUAUGGACCACAUCACUAUGGACCACAUCACUAUGGACCACAUCACUAUGGACCACAUACUAUGGACCGCAUCACUAUGGACCACUAUGGACCGCAUCACUAUGGACCACAUCACUAUGGACCACAUCACUAUGGAUCACAUCACUAUGGACCACAUCACUAUGGACCACAUCACUAUGGAUCACAUCACUAUGGACCACAUCACUAUGGACCGCAUCACUAUGGGCCGCAUCACUAUGGACCACGUGGGCGGCACGGUGGCUGA